Messenger RNA from Kickxella alabastrina, 3654 nucleotides. RefSeq names its product armadillo-type protein. Gene Ontology annotation, cellular component: cytoplasm; nuclear envelope; cytosol. The transcript has 5 exons. Gene Ontology annotation, molecular function: small GTPase binding; translation initiation factor activity. Gene Ontology annotation, biological process: protein import into nucleus. The coding region runs from base 1 to 3654 and encodes 1217 amino acids. NCBI's taxonomy places the organism in Eukaryota, Fungi, Kickxellomycota, Kickxellomycetes, Kickxellales, Kickxellaceae. The record is from RefSeq and is a predicted model, not a curated record.
AUGGACUUGCACACUCUUGUCAGUCUCUUUGACUCUACCCUGCACCCGGAACCUGAGGUUCGCCAGGUUGCCGAGCAGCAGCUCCAGCAGCUUGAGACCCACGACGGAUUUCUCAGCACGCUGCUUCAGAUGAUCAGCUCGGCCGAGUUGCCGCUCGGCACUAAGCAGGCCGCGUCUAUUUACUUUAAGAACCGUGUCCGCCGGUCGUGGUCCACGGGCCAGCGCGCAACCGAGCAGCACCCGCCCAUCGGCGACAACGACCGCAGCGUGACGAGAGACAACAUCCUGGGCGCCAUCUACGCUGCACCACAGGCCAUUAAGCUCCAGCUGACCGAGUGCCUGGGCGUGAUCCUAAAGUACGACUUCCCCGAGAAGUGGCCGCAAUUCAUUGUGCACAUCAAGGAGCUUUUGCACGCGCAGGACGCACAAAAGGUCUACACUGGUCUGAUGGCUCUGCUUGAGGUUAUCAAGGUGUACCGCUUCUCCACAACCAAGCGCGAGAUUGUUGACGAGAUUGCAAAGGAGCUGUUCCCGCAGGUCCAGAAGAUUGCCGAUGACACGGUCAACUCGGACGACGAGCUGGCCAUGCGCAUGGCCUGGGUGUCCUUCAAGGCAUACUACAACUCGAUUCAGUCCGGUCUGCCGCUGGCGUUCCAGGAGCCGGCCAACUUGGUUGCCUGGGGAACCAGCUUCAUAAAGAUGAUCGAGAAGCCAGUGUCUUUUGACAAGGAUACUGUCGACGAGGAGAACGCCAAGGAGCCCGUGUACAAGGCCAAGAAGUGGGCUAUCCGCAGCGUGAACCGCCUGUACGGGCGCUACGGAAACUCGGCACUGCUGCCGUCGUCCAGCACCAAGCAGUUCGGUGCGUUUGCCAAGCUGUUCACGGUCAACUUCUUGCCACAGAUCUUGCAGGUGUACCUCAAACAAAUCGAGGGCUACACGACUGGCCGCGUGUGGAUGUCGCUGCGCGUGCGCAGCCUGGUUGCGCAGCUUCUGUCGGACUGCGUCAAGGAGAAGUCUGCGUGGAAGCUGCUCAAGCCGCAUGUCGAGGGCAUUGUGUCGCACUUCAUCUUCCCGCAGCUGUGCUUCAGUGAGUCUGACCAGGAGCUCUGGGAGGACAACCCCGUCGAGUAUGUGCAGAAGAGGGUCGACCCGCUUGACGACUUUGGAUCGGCCAACCUGGCUGCGUCGAACCUGCUCAUCGACCUUGCUGUCGAUCGCAAGAAGGCGACUCUCAACACCAUUCUGACUUUUGUCAACAGCGUCCUGACCAACUACUCGCAGAGCCCCGAGGAGGCCCGCGACCCGCGUGCCAAGGACGGCGCACUCAGCAUGAUGAGCUCGCUCUGCGGCUCGCUGUGCUCGCGCAAGUCGCCGGUCUACGACACGCUGCCCAGCUUCCUGCUCACGCACGUCAUUCCCGAGUUCAACAGCAAGCACGGGUUCUUGCGGGCACGCGCCCUCGACACCUACUGCCGCUACAGCUCCAUCGAGUUCCCCGACGCGCAGAUUAACCGCAGCAUCCUCGAGUCCGUGUUGGGUCUACUCAACGACACCGAGCUGCCCGUGCGCGUGCACGCCGCGCUGGCCCUGCAGCCGAUGAUCGAGGACGAUAACAUCCGCGAUUUAAUCGCCAGCCACCUCCCCCAUGUUAUGCAGGUGUUCCUUAACCUCACGAACGAGAUUGACUCUGACACCAUCACACACGUCAUCGAGGAGUUUGUCGAGGUCUUUGCCGAUCGCAUGUCGCCGUUCGCCGUGCAGCUGGGCCAGCAGCUGUGCGAUACGUUCAUGCGCGUGAUGGGCGAGGUGUCUGCCAGCACCUCGCAGGAUCUGGACUCCUUUGACAUGGACGACACAAGCGACAAGACCAUGGCCGCGAUGGGCGUGCUCAAGACCAUGGGCACCCUGCUUGAGGAGGUUGUCUUCCCGGUCGUGCGCUACGUGCUGGACCAGCGCAUGGUCGACCUGUACGACGAGGUAUACGAGAUUCUCGACUGCUGCAUGUUUGCCGUCAAGGCCGUGUCGCCCAACGCGUGGAACCUGUUUACAGCCAUCUACGCGAGCUUCAAGAGCGACGGCAUCGACUUCAUCGAGGAAAUGCUGCCCUCGCUGGACAACUACGUCACCUAUGGCAUUGACGUUGUGGCCUCGAGCAGCGAGGUGCAGGCCCGCCUGUUUGACAUUAUCGAGACCGUGAUGAAGAGCGACCGCGUCGGCGAGAACGACCGUAUCUGCGCGUGCAAGCUGGCCGAGGCCAUCAUGCUCAACGGCCGCGGCAAGGUUGACGGAAUGAUUCCGGGCUUCAUCAGCCUGGCUGCUGCCUAUCUGCUGGUCAGCGACGCCAUUGAGACGCCCGCAUUCCUAGUCUACGCCCUGGAGGUCAUCCUCAACGCGCUGCACUACAGCCCGGUCAUCACACUCAAUGUGCUCGAGCAGUACAAGUGGACGGAGGGCAUUUUCACCCGCCUCAUCCAGUCUAUCGGCAAGUUCAACCGCGUCAACGACAAGAAGCUGCUUAUUCUCGGCCUGACCUCUGUUCUGAGCGUUCCUGUUGCCCAGCUGCCUGCGUCGCUGCAGAACGGUCUGUCGCAGCUGUUCGAGGGUGUGUUGCAGACCUUCCGCUCCCUUGGCCAGGCCAUCGAGGCGCGCGAUGCCUUGGAGAAGAUGUACGAAGGCGCCGACUCUGACGACGACUCUGACGGCGAGUUCGAGUGGGAUGGCGGCGAUGAUGACGACUUUGAUGGCAUUGGUGAGGACGACGACGAUGCCUCCAAGGCGCUUGGUGGCGACAACGACGACUCUGACGGCUUUGGAUCGGAUGACGACGAUUUUGAUGAGGGCCUCGAAGAGGAGUUCUCGCUGGAGACCCCCCUGGACAGCAUCAACGCGUACAUCCAUCUUCAGGAGAGGCUGGCCGAGAUGCAGGGUACCAACACUGCCGCGUACAAUGUGGUCGUCCAGAGCCUGAACCCUGAAAACAGCCAGUUCCUGCAGUCCCUGAUCGAGGAGGCCAACAAGCAGCGCGCCGAGCAGCAGGCCAGCGACAGCCAGAAGAACGACAGCAGCAUUCCCGAUAACUGGGACGAGUCUGAGGAGGAAUCUGAGUCUGAGGAUGAAGCACCCAAGGCCAAGCCGGCAGCCAAGCCCAAGGCCAAGCCCGUUAAGCAGGAAGAGCCCAGCGAGGAGGAGAGCGAAGACGAGGACGAGGAGACCCAGAGACUGCGCGCGCGCAAGCUCCAGCAGGAGGCCGAUUUGAAAAACACCGAGGACCUGUUCUCAGGCCUGAGCAUCAGGGACAACAACAUGAACAAGGUGUUGUCCGAGCUCAACCCCAAGACCCAGGCUGACUUUGACGAGUUCCAGAAGGCCAUCGUCGAGCGCGUCCAGAAGGCCGAUAAGAGCCGUCUGUACACGGGUUUCCUCGAGAAGCUUAUCCGCGAUCUGGUUGCUCCGCUGAAGGACACAGAGGUGCGCAAGUUUGCCAGCGCCCUGACUUCCCUGGCUAACGAGAAGCAGCGCUUGGCACGUGAGGCCGUGAAGCCUAAGAAGAAGAACAAGAAGGCAUUGGUUGCCGCCCCGCCCAAGGACCAGAUGGACAUGACUGACUACAGCCGCGGCCAUUACGAAGACGACGAUGACGAUUUCAUGUAA